GAUGGCUCGUAUAUUCAGCCGCGUCGCCAGAGAUGAAGUGGAUCUUCUGCUAGAGCAGAGCGAAUUUAUGGCUCUGCCCGAUGCGCAGCGAGACCUAUAUGUUGCAUGUACAUCAUCUGCUGCUGACAGAAAGGCUAAAGCUCAAUCUUCUGCAAUUCCUAUUAAGCAUUUCGAUGAUCCCUUUUUGGAUGCAGAGAUCAAAGAACAUACACGAACUACAACUACACCUAGUUGUGAAACGAAGCUGAUUCAGCAAAGUUUUGACUUUCCGAAAGCGACCUAUCGCCAGGUGAAUUUAUCACCAAUGGGUCGUAAAAGCAUCUUCGCGCUUGAGAUGGAACAAAAGCUGCGAACUAAAUGUAGGGAUUCCGCAGCAGCUGUAUCAGAUGCAAUCGAGGCUGCACGUCCAGAAGAAAAUGAAGGCCUAAAGUACUUACUAACGGCUGGCUCUAAAGUCAUCUCUGGAGCAGGUCUUGGCUUUAGAUGUAGUGAGGUGAAACGAAUUCACCAGGAGAACAUCAAUCGCCUUUCAGAAAUGUCUGAAGCAGACAUCUUGCGAGAGAGGGAGAUCUUGUUGUCUUCGAUGGACCCAUCUACUAUAUCGUUUUUCUUACACAAGGAUCGAAAAAUCGCUUGUUCCUCAGGGAACUGUCAUCACGCUAACGAGGCUACCGUCGCUGUGGAUUCGGGAUCAAACUCGCUUACUUCCAAGACCCAUGAUCCUUCAAAGUAUCCAAUUUUACCAAGCCCGAACAUCCCUCAUAUGAAUGAGCUAGAACCGGACAAACUCGAAUGGACUCUGGAGUUACCAGCAGUUGCUAAAACGGCACCAGGUGUUCAUAUGGUGCCAAAGGUUUCAUCCGACGAUGAUGAUAUUGAGAUGAUCGAUUCUCUUCGGGACCUACCGAGUAGAACGAGUAUUUCCGUUGAAUCGAAGCCAUGUCAGGCUCGGUUUGAUUUAUCUGGCUUGUUGGUUCAUCCGGACGCAGUUGUGGACACCCACCUUGGUCUGCAUCACCAUGGUGAUGAACCGGAGCGUGCUGGAUACACCGUUGGUGAACUCUUUCACCUUUCCCGUUCAAGUGUGCCUGCUCAACGUCGACUUGCUUUGGCAACUCUGUCCGCCUCCUUAAUUACUUCCCGCCGUGGUCUACAUGUACUCGGCUUGGCGCCGCCUUCUUCUCCCAGUUUGAUUCACGGCUUACUCUCAUCCAGUUUGCGGACUGAAGGUCUCACCGGCAACGAUGGCAUAGGUGGCGGUGAUGAUGAUGGUGCUGGUGUGGUUUUUCUACUCCGAUGGUGUCUCGAUGAAUCGGUGGCUGCUGUAACCAGAGUCGGUGCCGUGGCUGCUGGUGUAGGACAUCCCGACUCGGUGGCCACAGGAAUCGCAGGUGGUGCUUCUCUCAGUCUCACUGUUGAAUGCAUUCGAUGCUUUGCUAAUUUGCUAUCAGACAGCUUUGGCGAAGCGCUUUUGAGUGACUCAUUCGAUUGGGCCUUCCGGAUGACCACAUUCAGACACUUAUCCAUUGCACCUAGUAACAAUAUGCCAAAUAAAUUCGUCUCUCGAUCACAAAAUGAGUCCGAUUCCCAAGAAGAGGAUAUCAACCAUUCCAAGGUAGCAUCCCGUGAUCCGGUGCACUUUUUGUUCACCCACAGUCAUUUGGGCCAGCGUCUCUGCUGGCUCUUGUCGGGCGAGCAUGGAGAAGCCAAAAUAAAACUAUCCGCGGAUGCCGUUGGUGUGUGGCUUCCUGCCUUGCUUAUGCGUGCUGUGCGCCACUCCCCUGAACUGGCCUACCGUGUGUUCAUAAUCCCCAACCUAUUCAAGACAUUGAUGUCACACUUUCUUCCCAAAUGCUCCGAAGAUGCUUCAUCACCAAAGGGUUCCCUUGCCGAUAACGCUGUGGAUCGUCCGAAUAAACUGGUUGAGUCUUUCGGUAUCCCGUUUCCUGCGGUCUUGCAACUUUGUCGGAUUACACUGGAGACUAGUGGAAGUAUAAGGUUGGCGAUGGUGAAUGAUCUCCAAAUCAUUGAACGUUGUAUUUCUUACCUCGUUCCUUGCAACCUUGGGUCACAAACAACGGAUCCAGACACCACCACUCCAAAUUCAUUGGUCGCGCACUUGCCCCAGUGUUUGCCGCUAAAAUUAGCCCUCAAACUGCAGAUUGAAUCCCUGCACUGUCUAUCUUCCUGCUUAUCUCACACCAAAGAAAGUGUAGGAUCCGUCCCGUCGCAUGUCGCUAUUAUUUUGUGGAAUUCGUUCCCCUCCUUGCUAACUGCAUACGAACGAGCAUGGACCAUCUACUCACACGCAUUCCUCAUCGGCGUCCCAAAAUGUCCUCAGCCUGUCUCCGAUUCCAGCUUACUACUUCUUCCACUCCUUUCUUCAUGGAACCGCUUUGCUUGCUGCGCAUUGAGCGUCUUUGUCAAGCUACCGAGCUAUCCCCCCUGCAACCCCGUCGGAAAUUGGUCCCCGAACAUCGUCCUCACCUGGCUCCACCAAUUUCUGAAGUUCUUAUUCAACCUGUUGGCACAUAUUCAACUAGUGUUCCGGUCUCAUUUGGAGUCAUUGGUGGACACUGAAAUGCCUCUCAUCUAUUCCGGAGUGACUCCCAACCUCCUCAGUGUUGCAAUUGAUUCAACAAUUCAGUUACAUACUGCAUUCAGUCAGCUGGUUGUGCAUCCAAAACCGGUUCACACACUAAAUUGGAUGGAUUUGUACAACACGCAUCUCCUCCCACUGUUUUCGCAAGAAUUAUUGCUCCGUCAUUUGCAGCACUUUAUCCAUUUUGGGAGUGUUUUGACUGGUCAACCGGGUUCUAUCUACGACGUGGACCUUGUUACAGUUCCCCCAUCAUCCGAUUUCUCCUCAGCCGCGCCGCCAAAGAAGCACAGCUGUUCAGCGCUUAAGACAAGCUUUAACUGGUACGAUAUGCCCAUGCGUACUCCGAUCGAUUCUGGUUUGCUGGAGCCGGUAAACUUGGGUACUCGUUGUCUUCCUGAUUGGGGUAGUCGCGUUUGCUUUCGUUAUCUCUCAUCCGGCAGUGAUUUGGCCUGUUUAUUCUGGCCUCGCACCGGGCUUCGUGCCGAAGACGAGAGCGACACACUGUCUUCCAGUUCUACGAAUCCGCACUGUUUGUCACUUUUGUCUGCUCUCGUCUCUGCUCUGGAGGCUCUACUCAUCGACUGGCAUGCUCACAUGGUUGUCACUGUUCCGGAGAAGCUCUUAUCACCGGUGAUAGAUUGGAUCACUCGUUUUGCACUGAAGCGACCAUUACCGUGGCUACGAACUGGUGUGGAUACUUCGAACGCGAUGCCCCAUCUUUUGGUUGCCUUCGAGGCGGAGUUGUUAGGACGAGCAUUGCUGAUGUCUGCAAAGCUAGUCGCCCAGCAAUGCCCCUUGUCCUCCGCGCUGACACAACGAUUGUGUCUACAUACCAAAGGCAAUCUACUGUACAUCGCAGCCAUCCGGCUACUGCCGUUCCUUCGAGGUGGACAACUGUGGCUUUUAGACUCGUUGCUGAGUGACAUUCUGUCUUCAUCUGUACAAAUUGACUUCGUUUUACGACAGGACUGCUCGCUAAAGGUAUUCGCGAGCAGCCAUUCAACCACUGAUCUAUGCAACAUAGUGCAGAUGGUUCGACAUCAUUUGGUCUCCGACCUCACCAACGAAAGUACACCUCUCAAUUCGUUUCCUUACAAAACCGGUAUUGCUAUGAACACUGAACCACGUGCUCCUACUAAUCUGAAUGUCUGCAGCUCAACGCAAAAAUAUCCGAAGCACAACCUUCCAAGAGAGUCCGUGGUUGGAACUCUGGUACCUUAUGAUUGGGCUUACCUACCAAUCGUUUAUCACUAUGAGGCUUCUCAGCGCCGCCUCGCUUCUGGUGAUGGGGAAUUAUCUGUUGGCGAACAAGAGCACCGUCUUGAGGAACUGAUGGGCAACUUGAACUGGUUGCUCUUCCUCACCAAUUUGCAAGCCGACCUACAUCCUUCCGAUCCGGUGGGUUUACUGGACCCCUUGAGCCAUUUGUCUCAUCUUUGCAUCGGAUGGUUGUCCUACUCAGGCGCCGGCAGUUUAGGCUUCGGUAAGGUCGGCCUAAUAUCGGCAAAACUGUUGCACUCCAUCGGACCAAUAUCGGUGUUGCAACGACGCGCCGUCGGAGUAUGCUCGUUGGAGCAUUUGGAGCGGCUACCCCGUUCGUUCACUUCUUUCUAUGAUAUAUAUGCAAAGCUGCUGGAGCACUACGCCGCCCUAUCGUACAGUGCGCCGGUGUUUUCCAAUCUAAUUCUUUGGCCAUGUCAACAACUGUGUCACGUAAAAUAUCGCCGUGCGCUGUGGGGAGAGCAUCGGAGUGCGCUGGUAGCGGCACGACUUCGUUUGGAUCAGCUCCUUCUACCGAUCCAAAGCUUCUUGGAGCCAGAGGAGACAGAUGAAUCAAUUCUCUGCAUGUACGCAUCUGCCUUACUUUCUGGAAGCGUGCGCAAGGACAGACAUCCCGUUCUCUUCUUGAUCGCGGUUCAUCAUUUGAACAGGUGUCUUUAUCGACAAACUAAUGAGACGAAAUACGUCACAGAACGGAUUAGCAGCCUGUUAGGGGCCAUGCGUCAUCCAGGCAAAUCCCAGAUUAGCUCCAAAACAAUUCAGCUGAACGAAUUGUUCGAUGUGUUGUGCCGGUACAAACAACCCGAUGAAAAGUGGACCGGUCACAACCCCAUGCUGAUGCCCCAUGACAAGUUGCAUGUCGCGGUGGAGGAUAGCAUGGUUGUGGUGGACGAUGGAUUUACGCGGAUACCUGAAGUACGCGACUCCGUUGAAUUGCUCCCCGAAACAGGCAUGCAACUCUACUCACUGACGAGUUUGCCUGUGCAUCGAAAAACACACUGGGAGAAGUACUUCUCACGAUGA
Molecule: messenger RNA, 4906 nt
Organism: Dicrocoelium dendriticum
Lineage: Eukaryota; Metazoa; Platyhelminthes; Trematoda; Plagiorchiida; Dicrocoeliidae
Source: the annotation of a GenBank genome assembly